AUGGAAGAGCUGAAACUGGAAAGCUACGUACAAGGUGGUGGAGAUGGAGCUCUCCCUCAUGUAAUGUAUAACAUCAUCUACACCAAGGAAGUGGUGAUCCAUACUUGGUAUGGUUACUUGUUCCGUCUGGUUUCACCCUUGGCCACCAUCGCCGCGUUCGUCCUGUUUCAGUUAAGUGGUAAUAAAAAUGGUUACAACAGAGUCGAUGUUGUUACCACGUACAUCUUGUUGGUCGGGGCCUUCCUUCUUCUGGACAUGGCAUCGGUGUUGAGUACUCUGGGGUCGACCUGGGCAUGUAGUUUCCUGUGGACCAGAGGCUGGAGUAAUGCUGGUCUUGUCAUCCUGUCUCUUCGUCGGCGUGUCAAGGCUGCCGGCAGUAGAAGGUGGUCAGGCUCAAUUGGGCAGUUCAACUUGUUGCAUUUCUUCGAACGGAGGGAGUACAAGAUAAGAAGCAGAGUGGCCAAGAUGAUGGGUCUGGAGGAUUGGUGGAACAAAUGGCGUUGCUCUGAGACCCUAGUGAUUUCGCAGGAUGUCAAGGAGUUGGUGUUCAAACAUGUAUGGCAACUAGUGAAGAGGAUUCACCAUCCAAGUGCAGAAAAUGAGAUUUGCGAGAAUGGCAUGGUGGGGCUCAUGGGGAUGAUGCCACCUAUGAAUGAUUUGCCAGGCUUUCGUCCUGCACUAUGCAAUGAAACUGCCAAGAGGCGCGAGAGAUUAGACGAUGCUCUCAACUUUGAUGCCGAACUCCAAGAGGUGAUCCUUACCUGGCGCGUCUUCACAAAUGUUUUCCUCUUGUCCAUCGACACACCCAAGGAUGCGGCAUCAUCCACUUAUCUGAAGGCUGUCAAGGCCCUGUCAGAUUACAUGGUAUUCCUCGUAGCGGUACGUCCUGACAUGAUACCCGGUCUUGAACUACGCAGCAUGUACGAAUCAGCCGUCGAAGAUUUGAGGUGCAUAUGUUGUCCAUGGGGUAGCCACACUUCUUCCACAGAUAGCGUGAAGAGGCUUCUCAGCAUCAUGCAAGACCGCACGCACGAGGAUAUGGGAGAGGCGUGCGUCACUCUCUGGCAUGGGACUUUAUAUGCCAAGCUGAUGCUGGAACUUGUAGAUGCAGGCAGCGCUGAUAAGCCUGGCAUCAUAUCUUGUUACGAGGAUCGUGAUCAUGUCGCCAUGGAGAAACUGGAGCGCCUGAUGCCAGAUCUGGAACACUCAUGCAACGGAGCCGGAGGUGGUGUGUUUGAUAUGCCGAAGGCGUUGGCGCUCAUCUUGGAUGCAUGGGUGCGUCUUCUCGUCUUUGCUUCCGUCCAGUGCAGCAGGGAUGCCCAUGCCAGCCAGAUAAACCGCGGCGGGGAGCUUAUGACCGUUGUGUGGCUCAUGGAAGAACACGCCAACGUGUUUUUCAAGCAGCCCACUCCUGGUGGUAUUGAAUCUUUUCUGCUUCAGGCCCUCUGUUAA
This is a messenger RNA of Triticum turgidum subsp. durum (durum wheat), 1452 nucleotides long. The record is from the annotation of a GenBank genome assembly. Lineage: Eukaryota; Viridiplantae; Streptophyta; Magnoliopsida; Poales; Poaceae.